UUACGGUACAUAAUGACGUACGCCUAACCUAGCUUCAAGUAAGGUUAUUUGACGUGUAAACCAAAGGUAGAAAACAAAGCAACAAGUGUUUUAGUGUUUUACGAUAAAAAAUUAUUGAUUAUGGCUCGUUAUUUUCGAGAAGAAGAUAUAGACGAGUUUAGGGAAUGUUUCUAUUUGUUUGCAAGAAACGGUCAAAUACGUACUCUGGAUGAACUUACGAUUAUUAUGAGAUCGUUAGGAUUAAGUCCUACUAUUGCCGAGUUGAAUAAAUACUUAAAAGACAAAGGUGGAAAAAUGUCGUUUGCCGAUUUCUUGGAAGUGAUGCAUUUACAGACCAGAGCGGAAGAUCUACCGAAAGAAGUAAUACAAGCUUUCCAAGCUGCGGAUAAAUCUCGAAGCGGCACUAUACCCGCUCGUCAAUUAGCUCACAUGUUGCUUCGUUGGGGCGAACAACUGAGCAGUAAAGAAGUCGAACAAAUCUUUCGAGAGGCUAACGUGUCUUCCAGUGGACACGUUAAAUACGAAGACUUUGUAAAAAUAGCAUGUGCUCCGGUACCAGAUUACUAUUAGGGACCGAUAAUUUCUAUACUUUUAUGAAACUUUUUCUACUGCACAGA
Colletes gigas is the source of this 617-nucleotide messenger RNA. RefSeq names its product calmodulin-like protein 4. The coding region runs from base 121 to 570 and encodes 149 amino acids. Gene Ontology annotation, molecular function: calcium ion binding. Gene Ontology annotation, cellular component: myosin II complex. The record is from RefSeq and is a predicted model, not a curated record. The transcript is spliced from 5 exons. NCBI's taxonomy places the organism in Eukaryota, Metazoa, Arthropoda, Insecta, Hymenoptera, Colletidae.